Molecule: messenger RNA, 3312 nt
Organism: Anopheles cruzii
Lineage: Eukaryota; Metazoa; Arthropoda; Insecta; Diptera; Culicidae
Gene: AdamTS-B
Product: A disintegrin and metalloproteinase with thrombospondin motifs 7
Exons: 12
Coding region: 16-3150 (1044 amino acids)
Biological process (GO): proteolysis; extracellular matrix organization
Cellular component (GO): extracellular matrix
Molecular function (GO): metalloendopeptidase activity
Source: RefSeq, a predicted model, not a curated record
UGUGAAAAGGACAAAAUGUUUCCACCUUUAGCGUUACUCAUCGCACUGUUGGCCGUAUUAUUUAUUCUGCCCGCUGACUCCCGGCGGCACCAAGGCCUGUACACGCACCAUCUCGAGGAUGGUGCCGCGGCGCUGGUGGUGCCUCGAAAGGUAAACCAUCGCGGAGAAACCAUCACGCAUGUCUUAACACAUCAUCACGAGCCAGCGCCCGGAGACGGCGACCGGAGACGGCGCCGCCGCAGCGCACCGGAAAGCAUUCCUUCGCAGCAGCAGCUCUUGCAGUACCAGAUCGACGUCGACGGAGACGAAACACUCCACCUGGAACUCGAACCAUCGACGGCUUCGUUUGUAGCGCCUUUAAUGGUGGUGGAGCGCCAUCGACGCGACGUCCGGACGCGGGUUCAUCCGAAGAAGCACAUCAACUGUCACUAUCAAGGCCAGAUCCGAGGUCACGACCAGUCGCGAGUGGCGCUAUCCGCGUGCAACGGACUGGCGGGCGUGUUGCGAACGAACCGGACCGAGUACUGGAUUGAACCGUCCAAAAACCAUCACCCACGGCGGAACGGAGAGCAUCCGCACGUGCUGUUCAAGCGGGCCGACGUCAAAGACACGCCAACCAAGAAGAAUGCAAAGUCGGCGGCGGCGACGGCGGCGGGCAAGAAGCGGAAACGUAAGCGCAAGAAACGGCACCUCAGCAACUGCGGCACCAAAGAGCCGCGCCGGCUGACGGAAACGCGGCUAGAAUGGCAACACCAGGGCAAGGUCCUCGUGCAAGGCGGUCGCAAGACGCGGAGCCAUCCCGCUGCUGAAUCGGGCGAAGCCCAGCAGGGAGGCCAUCCGACCGAGUCGAGAGGCCGCGGUCGGCGGAUAAAACGAUCCAUUAGCAAGCCGCGCCACGUCGAGGCGCUCGUCGUGGCCGACCACUCGAUGGUGCUGUUCCACCAGGACGUCGAUCUGCAGCAGUAUCUGCUGAUGAUCAUGAAUAUGGUCUCGUCGCUGUACAAGGACCCCACGAUCGGGAACUCCAUCCAGGUGGCCGUGGUGAAGAUCAUCAUUCUCGAGGAGGAGGACUCGCACGCCGACUUCAACGUCACGCACAUGGCCGGCAACACGCUGGAGAACUUUUGCCGCUGGCAGAGAAAUCUUAAUCCCAAGCCGGACGAGGAUCCGCACCACCACGACGUGGCCAUUCUGGUGACGCGGAAGAACAUCUGCUCCAACCACGGGUGCGCCACGCUCGGCGUAGCGAACGUAGGAGGCAUGUGUCGGCCGGACAAAUCGUGCAGUGUGAACGAGGACAACGGCAUCACGCUGGCGCACACGAUAUCACACGAGCUGGGCCACAACUUCGGCAUGUACCAUGAUACGGCCAAAACGGGGUGCGAUCACCGGAUCGGCCCCAUCCUGCACAUCAUGACGCCCAGCUUCGAAGCAGACACGAUGCAAGUAUCGUGGUCGAACUGUAGCCGCCGCGACAUCACCCACUUCCUGGACCAGGGUCUCGGCAAGUGCCUCGAGGAUGCGCCCAGCCAGGAGGAGUACGAGUACCCGGAGCUGCCACCGGGCGCCAUGUACAACGCGGACCUGCAGUGCCGGUUGCAGUUCAACUCGACCGACGAGGAAAUGACCGUGUGCUCGAAGCUGGACGAGAUUUGCACGCAGCUCUGGUGCCUGGUGGGUGAAGUGUGCACGACGAUGCUGCGACCGGCCGCCCCGGGGACGAACUGUGGCCGCCGGAUGUGGUGCCAGAACCAGCAGUGCGUCGAAGUCGAGGAGCUACCGGCCCCGGUCGAUGGCGGGUGGGGCGAUUGGAGCGCCUGGAGCGAGUGCUCACGAUCCUGCGGCUUCGGCAUUGCCAAACAGACGCGCGAAUGCGACCACCCUUCACCGGCCCACGGCGGAACGUUUUGCAUCGGAGAACGGGCGCGCUACAAAACGUGCCACCUGCAGCCGUGUGCCCUCGGCAGUCCCAGCUUCCGGGCGGCGCAAUGCUCGUCGCACGAUAACGACACGAUCAAGGGCGAUCGGUACACUUGGUUGCCGUAUUUCGACAAAAAUGAACCGUGCGAGCUGUACUGUAGCAACGCGGAGGAUACCAUGAUCGUCCCGUUCGGCGACACGGCAGCCGACGGAACACCGUGCAAUCUCGGCACGAAUGAUAUGUGCAUCGGGGGAAUCUGCCGGCGGGUCGGGUGCGACUGGGUGGUGGACUCGAAUACGACGGAAGACCGGUGCGGUGUCUGUGGCGGUGCCGGAGACACGUGCUUCGUGAAGAAGGGCGAAAUAAUGAAGAAGAUCAACACGAGCGAGAUGGUGCAGGACGUGCUGAUGAUUCCGGUCGGCGCCAGGAACGUGCUGAUCGAGGAGAUGGCCGCGUCGAAAAACUUCAUCGGCGUCGGACGAUCGACGGGCAACGAAUGCUAUCUGAACUGCAAUCAUUUUAUCCAGCUUCCCGGCGAGUACGAAGUGGCCAGCAGCCUGUGUCUGUACGAGCGCGAGAACGAGAAGGAGCGCAUCAAAAUACCCGGACCGAUCAUGGAGGAUGUGAACAUCUUCAUCAUAGUUAAGAAGAAAAAUAACCACGUUGGAAUCCGGUACGAAUAUACGCUCCCAUCGAACACGGCCAACAAUCAGUCCAUCUACUACUGGAAGCUCUCGGAGUGGUCCGUUUGCUCCGCGACAUGUGGCGGAGGCCAGCAGUACCGCGAGUCGCUGUGUUACCACCGUGGCAAGGGUCCCGUCAAGGAUGAGCUUUGCAUUCGGCACGCUUUCGGCAAGCCACUCGAGCGCGUUGGCCGCGGCUGCAACGACGAUCCGUGUCCGUUCAAUUGGUGGGUUGGUCCGUGGCAACUUUGUCUAAAGUCCUGUCGCAAGCCCGACGAGCCCGUGCCGGCUCGUCGGCGCUCGAUCCUAUGCGUGGACAGCAACUCGAACGCACGUCCCGAUGCGUACUGCAACUACACGGCCCGCCCGACGGACAGCGAGCCCUGUGACGAGGAAAUGCCACUGUGCGGACAGGAAGCGAGCGGUAAAAGCGAUCCGGUGACCGAACGAACGGAUACUCCCGCGCCACCGGAGCAGGAUACGACCGUGGCCGAGCUGCCGUCGCCCUCGACACCGGCCGACUACGAAGUGAGCAACGUCAUCUGAAGCUGCGACCCGUUGCGCCACCGAGAACCGGAGGGUACUGCAUAUGUUAUAUUAACAUCCUUUGUAGUGCUGCUGCUCGUCACGCUCCUGUACUGGACGCUGGUGCCGUGAGACGGGGCCGCAAGAAGAGCCACUGCUUUCCUUCAGUACAAACCACGCUAU